Messenger RNA from Triticum aestivum (bread wheat), 1529 nucleotides. Its product is annotated as putative cyclin-dependent kinase F-2. Gene Ontology annotation, molecular function: ATP binding; protein serine/threonine kinase activity. The record is from RefSeq and is a predicted model, not a curated record. The coding region runs from base 91 to 1278 and encodes 395 amino acids. Gene Ontology annotation, cellular component: nucleus. The transcript has a single exon. Gene Ontology annotation, biological process: regulation of mitotic cell cycle; protein phosphorylation. Lineage: Eukaryota; Viridiplantae; Streptophyta; Magnoliopsida; Poales; Poaceae.
CCUCCCCCUUCUCCAUCAUCGAUCUCUGCCUGUUGCUUAGUUCCGCCGCCCUCUCCGGCAACCAAGCAGCUCGUUCGCCGAGCUAGCGCCAUGGCCGCCUGCAACCGCAAGCGACCUGCUGCUGUCCUCGACGCCGUCCACGCCACGACGGCUCAGCAUCAACAAUCGCCGGCGCGCUGCAAGAGGAGCCGCACCUUCAUCGGGAUCACCGACGACUACGAACAGGUGAACUGCCUAGGCCAAGGCGGCUUCGGCGUCGUCCUCAGGUUGCGCCACAAAGUCACCAAGAAGGACUUGGCCGUCAAGUUCCUCUCCUCGCCGGACGACACCGAGGAGGGCCCCGACGUCGAAGAUCUUUAUCGGGAGGCACGAUUCCUCGAGGCCUGCCAAGGAAACCCUUACGUCGUCGGCUUCGAGGGCCUGGUGCGCAACCUGGACACAGGCGACGUCGGCCUCGCCAUGGAGUACGUCGACGCGUCCAGCCUCGAGGACAGGCGCGCCGGCCCGCCGCUCCCGGAAUCCAUGGCGCGCGACUUCAUGUGGAAGCUUCUGACCGGGGCCGAAAAGAUGCACCACCGCCAUGUCGUCCACCGCGACAUCAAGCCCGCCAACAUCCUCGUCGGGGACGGGGACAACGGGGAGCUCGUCAAGCUCUGCGACCUCGGGCUGGCCAUCUCCUUGUCAGACAAGCCACCGUACAGCCAGGCCGGCACGGCGCCCUACAUGGCGCCCGAGAUGAUCCUGGGCAAGCGAGACUACGACGCGCUCGUGGACACGUGGUCCAUCGGCUGCGUCUUUGCCGAACUGCUCACCGGCAAGACCUUGUUCGCGUGUGACGGCGAAGAUGAAGACGACGAUGACAAGAUAAAGGUUGACGUAUACCAGCUGUGGAGCAUCUUCCGAGUGCUCGGGGUGCCGGACGAGAGUACGUGGCCAGGGUUCACGUCGCUGCCGCACACCGCCGAGGCGCUGCGGGUGCUACCGGCGGGGCACAACCACAGCCGGCUGCGGGAUUUGUUCCCUGAAGAGAAGCUGUCCGAGGAAGGAUUUCAGGUGUUGCAAGGGCUCCUCACGUGCAACCCCGACAAGCGACUGACGGCAGCCGCCGCGCUGAAGCACCCAUGGUUCGCUGCUCCUCGCUCUGCCGCCGAUGCCGUUGAGAAGGUCGAUGCUCUGUCCUUUCCGAAAAAGAAGACACCAAGGUUCAAGUUCAUCCCGCCGGAGAAGAAUCUACUCAAAAUCCCACUGGCCGUGUGGAACGCAGCGCAACGAGUGUAAUGAAACUCUCUACUAGAUGUGACUGUGCUUUGAUAAGCCAUCUAUGUAAAUGCUAGCACAAACUCUCUUGAUGCAAGUUGUAACUGUGCUUGGAUGAGCCAUCAAGUAGAACUUGAUCGCCGGAUCAGUCAUUAGUGUUUGCCUGCUUUUCUGAAUUCUAUGCACAUGUUCAGAGAAUCAGAGAUGUGUCUAGUGUUGACAGAUCCUCAGUUGUUAUUGAAUUACGAUGCACAAUUUGUGUUUUUUUUCCA